Hemibagrus wyckioides is the source of this 8614-nucleotide messenger RNA. It is a transcript of the gene setx, whose product is annotated as senataxin. Gene Ontology annotation, molecular function: helicase activity; transcription termination site sequence-specific DNA binding. The record is from RefSeq and is a predicted model, not a curated record. The coding region runs from base 244 to 7725 and encodes 2493 amino acids. NCBI's taxonomy places the organism in Eukaryota, Metazoa, Chordata, Actinopteri, Siluriformes, Bagridae. Gene Ontology annotation, biological process: termination of RNA polymerase II transcription. Gene Ontology annotation, cellular component: nuclear body. The transcript has 26 exons.
CAGUUGCUUCUUCUCUUCCAAGCCUGAAGAAGUUUCUUUCAUUUAUUUUUAUGGAUUCAGUAAAGUUUUGUAAGUAUUUGGUAGUAAAAGGUAAUUGGAGAAUACUAGUGUGUCCAAAACCCGAACUGGGACUGCAUGGCUACUGGAAUACGAAGGCUGGCCACGACAGAAACAAGGUCGGUGACCCUGGUGAUAUCUAUAUACUGUCGUGCCAAAGUGCAGGCAGAGUGGGAAUGAACAACCAUGAGGCAAAUAAGCAGGAGGGCUAUGGAGACGUGUCGGUGGUGUACAGCAUCCCCUGAAAAUGAUGUGGCCGUCAUAGAGGUUCUAAAGCGCUAUUGCACCGGCCAAAUGUCACCGAAAGAAAAGGACGAUGCUAAUAGCGACUUCAUAUACUGUCUGGAGUGUGUGGUGAAGUACCACCAAGCAAGAGAGAUGGUUCCUGCACUGCACAAGCGUCUCUGGGAAUUGGAGACGGCUCGUCUGCUUGAAGUUUUCCGUAAAAUGUUGGAGGCCGAUCUGGAGGACGAUGACCUGUUCUUUGUCGAAAAUGGUUAUGAGCAGCGCGUCUCUGCGGUUACACCCGAGGAAUUUCACAAUCAGCUGAGAUUCCCGCUCAUGGAAGUGCUGAAAUACCCUUACCUGCUGUGCCACAAGGAGCUCUGUGAAAUGGUGGUGGAUGUGAUAUGCAAAAUGGAGGAUAUGAAGAACCCUCUACCAGUUCAUGACCAGUAUCAGGGAACCUACCUGCUCAUGGUGCACCCAAACGAAAUAGUGCGUCGCUGGGCAAUAGCCACUGCCAGAUCGUUGGGCAGGGUGGACAGAGAUAACUAUUAUGAUCUUCAGGAGGUCUUCUCCUGCAUGUUCUAUGUCAUUGAUUUAGGAAUCACUGUGGACUUUCUGAACAUGGAUGACUCUUACUACUCUGGCAAGAUGAAUGUGCUACAGCCACAUCUCUUUGACUCCAAAAAUAAGAAGAGUUACUGGCUAGGUAUUUGUAUGUUGCUGAUGCAGCUGGACUCACAAGCCAUGGACUCAUUGUUAAUGGGGCCAGAAGGACAGACCAGCAUUCCCCAAUGUAUUAUCAAUACCAUGAAUGACUGCAAUAAAGAUGAUGACCUAGAUCCCUUCUGGCCUGCUUUGCAUUGUUUCUUGGUCAUUCUAGACCGACUGGGCUCAAAGAUCUGGGGUCAAAUAGAACCACUAGAUGCUUUCAAGGCCAUCACUAAAGCAGGCAGCUACAUAGCUAAAAUUGAAAAUAUCCGAGAGCAAACUGCAGGGACAAGGGUGAAAGUGGAGCCUGAAAAUCAUGAUGAUCUGAUGUCCUGCAGUCAGAUUGUUUAUGGCUGUUAUACUACGGAGCGAACAAGUAGAUUAUUGGACUGUUCAUCUGGCAAUAGUGACACCAGUGGCAAUGCAAUUUUUGAAGAAAUGAGCUGCCUAGUUAAUGUCCUACAGUCUGAAAUGGGACAAAGCAUGCGUGUAUAUGGUAGCACCUUUCUUUGGUUCAUUCCUUUUGUUCGCUCUCUCAUGGAGUUGACCGCACUUAAUAGCAUAUGCAUUGGGGAGGUUAUCCACUAUCUGGAGAACAAUGUUGACAAGAACGUGCUGUCUGGGCGGAUACGCACCUGCGACAAAGUCACAGAGUUCUUCAUCCGCAUCCUUGUUGAUGUAAUUAAUCUGCACUUAAGCAACGGCUGCAUGGAAAGACUGUCCUAUUUUACCCAUAUAUGGGUAGAUAUGGUAAUGCAGUGUGCUACACUUUCUGAUGACUUUUGUACUACCAGGGGGGUCUAUUCAACUUCACAUUUUGGUAGAGGCACCCAGAUGCCAGCAGUGGGUGUUGGUGCAAUGAGUCAAGCCUGCACGAAGUUGAUUCGCUCUCUGUUGAAAGAAGGGGGGCGGACAGGAACAGUUCCAGAGUCUGCACAUUUUCUGGACAUAAUUAACAGACACUUGCGCGGUUUAUCUUCUAAAGGUUGGAAUCUACCCAAAUCAGAAUAUGAGAAUCUUAAGAAAUGCUUAGUCAGGCUAGUAAAAGUAAUAACAGAAAGGUCUGCAGUUUCAAAUGAUGUACUGCCGUGUGCUCCACCAACACCACCAUCGGAUCCCUUUGAAAAUGUAAUUUCCUACCCAAGUUCCACAUUGACCCCUCCUCUGCAGCAGGUAGAAACCAAAGAUGCACUUGUUGGUCCAUGUGGUCCAGCAGGUACAACUAAUUUUAUUAAGGAUGAGCCACCGUGGGAUCAUGGGGAGUGUCAAAGUUUCUUUGAUGGCCAUGAAGAAAUGAUUAAUGUAAAGAAAGAACCUUACAACCAAACACCAAUUUCAGAAUCUAGACCCCAUACUGAGGGGAUUCAUAUAACUCCAGGGAAACUACAAGAAAUUAGAUCUAGGUUAACUGUUCAGAAUCUUUCCAAGAUACAAGCCAUUGCAAAGAGAAGAUUUAAAACUGAAGAUGAACAGGGUGAAUGCAGUGGCAUGAAAGAGAUUGUACAUGCCUCAAGUGUAAGCCCUCAGCCUUCAACCUCAAAAUCCAAGGUCCCAGACACUGCCAGGCUUAGCAAAUCCCUAAAAAAGGAAUUGAAUGACGACAAUGAUGAUGAGCCCCUUGAUGUCCAAAGGAAUCGCCUAAAAAGAUCUCUUCAGUCUAGUAAAGAGGAUUCAACUGAUACCAGACAGAUUUCAAUACAGUUGUCUAGCACUGCUAAACAGAUCCAUGAGAGUAGCAUAAUCACCAUUUCAGAUGACGAGGUUUCUUCAAAUGGCCAAAACCUUUUAGAAAAAAUGGAUGCGCGCGACCCAGUUUUGGAUCUUGACUCUUCUAAGAGCCCAGGACGUGAUUAUGAUGAUUUGAGUGAAUCGCAGGUAUUUGAGUUUGAAACGCAAGCACACAUGGCAUCUGUCUGGAAUGAGCCGCACAGUGACAUCACAGGUCUGACCAAAAAGCACGAACUUGAGAAUGAUUCCAAAGCAUGCAGUAGUCAUCAUGCUGUGGAGCCCAUGCAGACUCAGCCUGUCUCAGAUGAAGACACUGAAAAAGCCUGUCUUCAUGUAGAGGCACAAAUCUGUAAACAGCAACAACCACAGAAACCAAUUUCAUCAAGUAUGUGGGAGCCACCCAUGCGUAGUUCCAAUGAAAAUUGUGAUUUCAUUAAGUCUAAUCAUUCCAAAGGUCCCACUGAAAAAACUGCCCUACCUGAAAAGAAAGGCAAACAAUGGCUGAGCAAAAAACCUCCUGUUAUUGCACCCCUGAGUCAAAAAAUCAAGAAGCGCUGCUGGUCACAUGACACCAUCUCUAAGGACCCUGUGAAACCAUGCUCUUCCACAAUGCUGACUUCAACCUCUGUUGAAUCACCCUCUACUGCUGCCCCUUCCAGAGGCUCCUGUGCAUCCUUUGUUGUACCACCCUCUACUGCUGCCCCUUCCAGAGGCUCCUGUGCAUCCUCUGUUACAUCACCCUCUACUGCUGCCCCUUCCAGAGGCUCCUGUGCAUCCUCUGUUGCAUCACCCUCUACUGCUGCCCCUUCCAGAGGCUCCUGUGCAUCCUCUGUUACAUCACCCUCUACUGCUGCCCCUUCCAGAGGCUCCUGUGCAUCCUCUGUUACAUCACCCUCUACUGCUGCCCCUUCCAGAGGCUCCUGUGCAUCCUCUGUUACAUCACCCUCUACUGCUGCCCCUUCCAGAGGCUCCUGUGCAUCCCCUGUUGCAUCACCCUCUACUGCUGCCCCUUCCAGAGGGCCCUGUGCAUCCUCUGUUGCAUCACCCUCUACUGCUGCCCCUUCCAGAGGGUCCUGUGCAUCCUCUGUUGCAUCACCCUCUACUACUGCCCCUUCCAGAGGCUCCUCUGCAUCUACUGUUGCACCUUUACGAUCUACCCCUGCAAUAGUUCCACCAAAAAAGGUUCGCAAACGUGUUGCACCAGAACUUCCAGCAGAGCUUCUGGGGUUGAAAAAGAAGGAAAGAAAAGCUUUUGACUUUUCACAGCGUUCCUUGGUCAGUUUGGGUAAACUUCGAUCACAUGGCCAGAAUGUGCAUGUUGAGCCACAACAGAAGUCAAAAAGACUUCGUAAACAUAAGGUUGGCGUGAAGAAAGGAAAGAAGUUGCUUGCAUCACAAGAUUUGCAGUACUUUAGACAGCGCCGUAGUAUGCUCCAGAAGCCAACGUCAGCCACUCCUGUUGUUGCCAAAUCAAACCAACGUCCUGUACCAGAGAACCUACCCAAAUUAAACUCUGCAAAUGAAACCGUGGAGGAGCCAGAAGAUGAGGAGGAUGACUACUCUUUCCUUCCCUGCUCUCAGCCUGAUCCUGACAGAAGGAUGGACAAUAAAACGGAUACCACUCAAGUCAAUACUAGUUUGUCAAAUGACUCCAAAAAAGCAAUCAGUGAUUGGGAGAGCAGUAAAAGUAAAGAUUUCAGUUCCCUUCAAAACAAUAAAUGUGCUGGUGGUUCCAUGGCAGAAGGAGCAGAAUCCAGGGAAGAGAAUUUUGAUGAUGAGUGGAUGUCCUUUACACAAAAUGAGCCAACAGACAUGGAGUUAUGCUCUCAAAUGGAACAAAUGGAGGAACAGUAUUUUGAGAACAUAAUGGUUACAGGCUGUGCGCGCAUGGACAAUGACUCUGGCAACCAACCAAAUAUUUCUGAAGCAAUAACAAGUGUACCACUUAAACCAGUAACUUGCAACACACUUCAGAAACCACUUCCUGAUGCUUCCACUUCGACCACUACAAACGACCACUUGUUUGUAAAUCCUAACAUGCUCACAGAGUGUCAGAAAAAAGCAAAGCCUACCACAAAAAUUUAUAAUAAGUCAUGUUCCCGCACUGCCUUUUUGGCCAAAGAAAUGGGAAAAGUAGCCAACCCUGUACCUGCUGCUAAUGUUGCCAAGGCAAAGGUUGCACGGCCGCCACCAUCAAUGCCGCCACCACCAGCAAUGUCCUCAUCAGCAAUGCCUCCGCCAGCAAUGCCAUCACCGCUACUUCCAAAAACCACAACACUUCUGCCCAGACCCAUCCUGCACACUGCAAAUCAGGCUUCCAAAUCAUUUUCUAAUGUAACAUUUGCUUCCCACGUACCUUCCUAUAAGACCUACGCCAGACCAGAAACGCCUGUAUCAGUACAAACACCCACAAUGGAUCAAGGUCGAAGAUUUGAUAAUUCUCCAGUGUAUGAUCAGUUCUACCUAAAACGGGCUAUUUUGAAGUGGGAAUUCCGCAUGUUCGAGAACUACAAAUCGUUUGGGGCACCCCAAGACUUGUGUCCAUUUCGCCUUAAGGAAGUACCGACGACGUUCUCAAGCUGCACCGACUACUUUAAUACCUUGUACCCACUUCUGCUCCUUAAUACAUUUGAGGAGAUGGUCAACGAAUGGUAUGUUAGGAAAAUUAGAAUUGAACUGAAGGUCCAGGGAAUUGAAUACAGCAAUCGUGUUGCCACUGCCAGUUUCACAGCAAGCCUUAAUGCAGAGCAGGAGGUGAAGCAGUUGUAUCCUAAAGAUGAAGACCUUGUGCUCCUUUAUCUGCCGGAGAACAUUGGUGCAUAUGCUAAUGAUGAGCAAGAUGUUCCUGAUCUUUGUCCCCACUUUGGAUGUGUGUUGCGAUCCAGCGUGCUAAAUAAUGGAGGUCAGUUCUCUACACUGAACAUUACCAUUCAGACGUUUGGAAACGUGUCCUCUGUUAACACCCAAAGUGUACGCUGUGAACUGAUUGGUUCCCUGGUCAGUACUUUGCGGGAAUUCAGAGCGCUGAAUUUGCUACCUAAGAGCAAAAUGAUGCAUCCGCUGAUUCUCAAGCCAGACAUCAAGUUCUACGCACCCUGCCAGGACGGCCUGCCGAACAUAGAUAUGCCUGAAUAUAAUUCUGAGCAGGCCAAAGCAAUCAGCUGUGGGGUUGCAAUGGUGAAAAGAAAGCAGAAUACUCCAAAGAUUUUGUUAAUACAUGGACCACCUGGAACUGGCAAGAGCAAAAUCAUAGUUGGCAUGCUGCACAGACUUCUAUCUGAUCCAGUGAGUCUUUCAGCGUCUCGAAGACCCAGAAUUCUUCUCUGCACUCCAUCUAAUGCCGCCAUUGACAACUUGAUGAAGAAAAUCAUUAUUGUCUUCAAAGAAAAGUGCAUGGACAUCCGUUCUCCACAAGGGAACUGUGGUGACAUCAAACUGGUGCGACUCGGGAGUGAGAGGGCCAUUUCUAAAGAACUGAAACCCUUCAGCCUUGACUGCCAGGUCAGGAAAGUAUUGGAGAAAGCGCAACACAAAGGUGAUUUGGAUAUCCAGAGGAAGAAGGAGGAACUGGACAAGAAGAUUGAAAUGGUGUCUCAGCAGUGUGCUCUGACGGACAAAAAAUCAAACAUGUUUGAACAACUGAAUAACAAAAAGAUGUUUUACUUGAACGAAAGGAAGAACCUCAGUCGACAAUUAAAUGAGCUUCGGAAUAAAAAACAGUCGGUGCAGUCACGUCUUUUGCUUGACGCUCAUGUGAUCUGCUGCACACUGAGCACAAGUGGUAGUGGUCUCCUUGAGUCCGCUUUCCGCCGUCUUGGACACGAGCCAUUCAGCUGUGUUAUCAUUGAUGAGGCAGGACAAGCUAAAGAAACAGAAACGUUGAUUCCUUUGCUUUAUCGAUGCCAAAACCUCAUCCUGGUGGGCGACCCCAUGCAGCUGCCACCAACUGUCGUAUCUCAGAAAGCCAAAGAGCUGGGCUAUGACCAGUCACUGAUGGCUCGGGUUUGGAAGAGUUUGUUUAACCUGAACACACACCUGUCCCCCAGCAUCUUCCUCCGUGUUCAGUACCGCAUGCACCCAGAUAUUUGCGAGUUCCCUUCCAAGUACAUCUACAACAACAACUUAAAAAGUGACCCUGAGACUGCUCAGAAGCUGUGCUCAAUUUCCUGGCCGUUUGAAGCCUACAGAGUGUUCGAUGUGACCGAUGGAAAAGAAAGAAAACAGGGAGAUUCAUAUAGUAAUGCCAAGGAGGUGAAGCUGGUGGUGGUGCUUUAUAAGCUGCUUGGGGAAAAUCAUGCCAAGCGCAAGGAAAAGCAGCAGAUGCGCAUUGGCAUCAUCACACCAUAUAACGCCCAGAAGCAACGCAUCACGGAGGCCCUUGACAACGAUAUAGACAAGGAAUUAAAAAAAGGCAUACAUGUGGAGGUGGACACUGUAGAUGGGUUCCAGGGCCGGGAAAUGGACUGCAUCAUUGUGUCUUGUGUAAGAGCCAGCAGUGAAAACGGUUCUAUUGGGUUUGUCGCAAAUCGCCAGAGGAUGAAUGUGACCAUAACUAGAGCCAAAUCCAGUUUGUAUAUCCUGGGACAUCUCCGUACACUCACGGAGCACAGUGACUGGGGAGCACUGGUAAGGGACGCAGAGAAACGUGGCGCCAGAAUAACAGUGAACGAGUCCAACUUUCACAAGGUUGUGAGGGAGGUGCUGAAACCGAGUCGCCCUUCUCGUAGAUCCACGCACCCCCCCAUCCCCAUGUCCAAUCCUGCAUGUUCUGAUGGGCAAAGAGACCCCAGAACACACGAUAGACCUUCAGACCCACGUCUACCAGCACCUUUGCCUGCCAGCAGAGAGCAAGACAUUGGGAACCAAGGCUUCACUCGACCAAGGCCACCCGGUCGCAGUCCUUUAGAUCCACGGCGCGACCGAAGCUUCACACGUUCCUUUCGUUCGACUUCAGAACAACAUCACGAACAUCACUCCUCUUCCUCUAGGACACACAGAAAAUAAUAUUUGCGUUUUACAUCCCUUCUGCCUGAAUGACUGUCAGCGUCUCGUGGUAGCUCUGACUAAACAGUGAGAGACUUGUUCGGUCUGACCUAGAAAAUUGCUAGCUGAAAUAUUUGUGUAAAAUAAAGGUGACCGACCUUUUUUGAUUAAAACCACAUUAGCAUUGUAACCAAGGUAACGCUAAGCAGCCUUUAUUUUAGCCAUUUGUCUUCAUGUUCAUAAGUGAUAAAUAAUAUUGACUUUUAUGUAUUCAGUUUUUCAUGUUUUUCAAUACAAAAUUUCGCAUCUAUGCAAAAAUCCAACAAAUCUGACGCGUGUCUAUCUAACCUUUAUGCAGACAGAAUUUCAUUUGUAAAAAGCUUCAAAACAUUUAAGUGGCAAAGCGAAGUGGACAAACUGCUUCUUUUAUUUGUUUUUUUUUUGUUUUUUUUAAUAGUUUCAGAGUAUGCCAAUGCCAGUCCAGAGAAAAGCUGCACUCUAGGUGAAGAUUUGGGACAUCUUUUUUUAGUUUCUGUUCUUAAUGGUUAAAAUUGAGAACAAAAUAACUCUACUGUCUAAAAAAAAAAAAAAAAAAAAGCUCUGAAAUUGUAAACAAGAAAUAUAUUUUUCAUAUUUUGAGAAUGCAGGUUUUUUUCUUUUGUAAAUAUUUUAAAAUGUACAAUUGUAAUACAGAUUUUGUAUGGAACCUUGUUUUAGUUUUUCCGUCUUCCUUUCCAUCGGAGUAAAUAUCUGGUAUGUUUGCUUCAUUCCAAACUGUGUAUUGUUGUCCCACUGAAUUGCAUGGCAGUGAAACUGUGGUGCAGCGUUGCAUCCGUUUCUUAUGAGGUGUCGGUGGGGAAAGUUUCUAUUUUUGUAACUAAACAUUCAAUAAACCAGCCUUAACCAACUG